Messenger RNA from Tilletiopsis washingtonensis, 1467 nucleotides. RefSeq names its product putative ADE12-adenylosuccinate synthetase. Bases 53 to 1381 code for a protein of 442 amino acids. Gene Ontology annotation, molecular function: adenylosuccinate synthase activity; GTP binding. The transcript is spliced from 5 exons. The record is from RefSeq and is a predicted model, not a curated record. Lineage: Eukaryota; Fungi; Basidiomycota; Exobasidiomycetes; Entylomatales. Gene Ontology annotation, biological process: IMP metabolic process; 'de novo' AMP biosynthetic process. Gene Ontology annotation, cellular component: cytoplasm.
CGAGGGCAGCACGGCCAUCCUUCUCGACCGCACCCAUCUCCCAUCCGCCGCGAUGGCCUCUCUUCCCAAGCCGUCGGCGUCCAAGCAGGGCGCCAAGGCCAGCGUGCUGCUCGGCGCCCAGUGGGGCGACGAGGGCAAAGGCAAGCUGUCCGACAUCCUCUCCGCCGAGAUGGACGUGUGCGCUCGCUGCGCCGGCGGCAACAACGCCGGCCACACGAUCGUCGUCAACAUGCCCGGCGCCAACGGCGAGCCCGUGCGCACCAAGUUCGACUUCCACCUGCUGCCCAGCGGCCUGGUGAACCCGCAGUGCGUCGGCUUCCUCGGCUCCGGCGUCGUCAUUCACGUGCCGUCGUUCUUCACUGAGCUCGACAGCCUGGAGAAGAAGGGCCUCAACUGCGACGGCCGCCUGUUCGUCUCGGACCGCGCGCACCUUGUCUUUGACUUCCACCAGGUCGUGGACGGGCUGAAGGAGGUCGAGCUGGGCGGCAGCAGCAUCGGCACGACGCGCAAGGGCAUCGGACCGGCCUACUCGUCCAAGGCGUCGCGCUCCGGCCUGCGUGUGCACCACCUCUACGACCCGGAGCUGUUCGCACGCAAGUUCCGCACGCUCGUUGAGGGCCGCUUCAAGCGCUACGGGCACUUUGAGUACGACACGGAGGGCGAGAUUGCACGCUACCGCGCCUUUGCCGAGCGCCUGCGCCCGCACAUCGUCGACGGCGUCACGUUCAUUCACAAGGCGCUGACGGAGAACAAGCGCGUGCUCGUCGAGGGCGCCAACGCGCUCAUGCUCGACCUCGACUUUGGCACGUACCCGUUCGUGACGAGCAGCUCGACGAGCAUCGGCGGCGUGUGCACGGGCCUCGGCAUCCCGCCGCAGUCGAUCGGCGAGGUGUUUGGCGUGGUCAAGGCGUACACGACGCGCGUCGGCGGCGGCCCGUUCCCGACGGAGCAGCUGAACAGCGUCGGCGAGCACCUGCAGGAGGUCGGCGCCGAGUGGGGCGUCACGACCGGCCGGCGGAGACGCUGCGGCUGGCUCGACCUCGUCGUGAUGCGCUACUCGUGCCUCGUCAACGGCUACACGAAGCUCAAUCUGACGAAGCUCGACGUGCUCGACGGCCUCGGCGAGAUCAAGGUGGCGACGUCGUACAAGAUCGACGGCGUCGAGCUGCAGAGCUUCCCGGCGGACCUCGAGCGCCUGGCGCAGGUCGAGGUGGGCUACGAGACGCUGCCCGGGUGGAAGGAGGACAUCAGCAAGGUGACCAAGUACGACGACCUGCCGCAGCUGUGCAAGCAGUACGUCGAGUUCAUUGAGGACUUCCUCGGCGUGCACAUUGCCUACAUCGGCGUCGGCCCGGCGCGCGAGUCGAUGCUCACGCGCUAGGCCGCUGCGAGGGGGGAUCAAUCGAGGGGGCCGUCUGUCACGCAUGGCUGCUCUCGUCUGGAAUUAGAUGUCUACGUAUUGCUGGG